Molecule: messenger RNA, 1144 nt
Organism: Brassica oleracea var. oleracea
Lineage: Eukaryota; Viridiplantae; Streptophyta; Magnoliopsida; Brassicales; Brassicaceae
Exons: 4
Coding region: 193-984 (263 amino acids)
Source: RefSeq, a predicted model, not a curated record
CUUUCCUCUCUUUCUAUCUAUCUCUGAGCUUUAGACUCUUCUUCUUCGUCAGAUUACUCGAUUAGUUUUUUUUUCGUGUGAAUAGAUUUCAAAAGGAAUCAUUUUUUUCUUCUUAUCAUCUAAUCUUUCGUUCUCAGAUUCUGGGGGAUCGGAUCCAAUUUUCUUCUUUUUUUUUUUUUACCUUUCGCCGCCAUGAGUUCCUCGAUCCAGAUCGUUGUUGAGACGCAAGUGGAAGCUUUGUCUCUUAAAGAUCAGGAUGAAAAGAAGAUUGAAAUAGUGAGCAACGAGCUGAGUUUCGGGAACCAUGGCGGAUGCUGUGCGAUAUGUUUGGAUACAAUACCUCUCCAAGAAACUGCUAUGGUCAAAGGCUGUGAACAUGCUUACUGUGUGACAUGCAUACUCCGUUGGGCAAGUUACAAAGAGAAACCAACCUGCCCACAAUGUAAGCACCCAUUUGAUUUUCUCAAUGUCCACCGCACUCUUGAUGGAAGCGUUGAAGAUUUCAUGUUCGAGGAGAGCGUCUGCCUUCUCCUAAGAGCAUCUUGGUUUCUUCCACUGGAAGCAGUGGAGCGGGUUUCAUAUAACGGCAAUGACAACUAUGAUUUCGACAUUCCACCUGAGUAUAUUCCACCAGAGUAUGAAGAGGAAGACGAAGAUGACGACCUCGACGAGUUUUAUCUGCACGGUUCGAAUCUUCGUUUAGGGAACAGGAGGUGGGGCGACAAUGGAUUCGUCAGGUCAGGCCGCCAAGAAGCAAGGCCGGCCCAGGCCCAACAUAAGCACCACCGAGGUGGCCAAGCCUCUGGCUCUGAGUCCGGCUCCUCUUCUUCCUCGCGUGAGGCAAAGGAGGAGAAGACUAACAACAGUGCUGCAACUGGCAGGCGUGCCAAGAGGGCUAUGAAGCGUGAAGCUGCAAACAAAGCUGCAGAAGUAGUUGCAGCUGCGAAGCGCGAGGCUCUUUUGGUUAGGUUGGGAAGGAAGUGAGUGAUUGGUUGUAUCUCUGUAAUUAAAAUCAAAUCACGACCUCUAAAUGCUCUAACUUCCUUACUUGAGAAUCUGUACAGCAAGUUGUAGUAUCUAAUAAUGGUCGAACGACAAAACUUGCUUUAUCUUUUGUCGUCGAAGAUCCUUUGUUAAGAGUUAA